AUGACCACGAAAGCACCCUCCGGCUGGGCAGCCAGUUCGUCUCAAUUGAUUAAGCUGACCCUUACUACGGUUUGGCAUCGUUACCGGAAUCUCCAUGUCUAUGGAAAGAUUUUUAUAUGGCUUUUGAUGCUAUUCUACCUAUGCCUAGGUGCAUUCAUCAUCGUAGUUUCCCCCAGCCGAAUCGCCCAAUUCUUGUAUGACCAAGCCUCGAGGCUUUCUCACAUGAGGCUGGGUUGGCUCAUCCUCACGGGUGCAAUUGUUGGGGUUUCAUUCCCCCCGCUUGUUGGCCAUUCAACCCUUCUUACGCUUUGCGGCUUCGCGUUCGGCAUGAAAGGUUUCGCUAUUGGGGCUGGUGCAUCGGUCGUUGGUUCUGCUCUUGUCUUCGUCUUUUUGCGGCUAUUGUUUAGUUCUCGCCUGCGCCAAUGGUCUUCUCAUAACGAGAAAUGGCAAGCCUUGGAAUCUGUCGUGCGCGCCAAGGGACUUCCGCUCAUCAUCCUUAUUCGCAUUUCCCCCUUCCCCCCUUGGGUGUAUUCUAAUUCUCUGUUUGCAUCAAUCGAAGCAGUUUCCCUGUGGCAAUUUGUCAUUGCUACUUGCUUCAUCUUCCCCAAGGUUCUUUUACUUGUUGUUAUAGGUUCCCGCAUGGCUGCGCUUUCCGAUGGCGAUAGCAGGAGCCACAUGGACACACAUGCCAAAGUCAUGAAUGGUUUACUCAUAGGUGGAGGUAUCAUCGUGGCUAUUUUUACAAGCUGGCUUGUGUACACUCUUGUUCAGAAUCACAUCCGACAGUUGGAGGAUAUAUCUCCGGAAGUCGACCGAAUGGCAGCGGAGGCUCUAGAGGAAUAUGACGAGGAUGCACCGCUUUUACGUUCUAGUGAAGCAGACGAUCAGGUGUAA
Molecule: messenger RNA, 894 nt
Organism: Desarmillaria tabescens
Lineage: Eukaryota; Fungi; Basidiomycota; Agaricomycetes; Agaricales; Physalacriaceae
Product: Golgi apparatus membrane protein TVP38
Exons: 8
Coding region: 1-894 (297 amino acids)
Biological process (GO): mitotic spindle elongation; vesicle-mediated transport
Cellular component (GO): Golgi membrane
Source: RefSeq, a predicted model, not a curated record